Aphidius gifuensis is the source of this 1608-nucleotide messenger RNA. It is a transcript of the gene fuss, whose product is annotated as SKI family transcriptional corepressor 1 homolog-B. The transcript has 7 exons. The coding region runs from base 1 to 1527 and encodes 508 amino acids. Gene Ontology annotation, biological process: negative regulation of transcription by RNA polymerase II; negative regulation of BMP signaling pathway. Gene Ontology annotation, molecular function: RNA polymerase II cis-regulatory region sequence-specific DNA binding; SMAD binding; DNA-binding transcription factor activity, RNA polymerase II-specific. NCBI's taxonomy places the organism in Eukaryota, Metazoa, Arthropoda, Insecta, Hymenoptera, Braconidae. Gene Ontology annotation, cellular component: nucleus; transcription regulator complex. The record is from RefSeq and is a predicted model, not a curated record.
AUGGAAGGUCCGGCGGUAUUGUCACUACCACCCCACGGCGCACAAAAACCCGCGCAAACGAGUCCUCAGCCCCAACCACACGGCAAACCAAAUCAGGAAUUACAGGUUGGUACGGUGUCACUUUAUGGUAUACAUAUUGUAUCAUUGGUAAUCGAAGGACAAGAGAGAUUAUGCUUGGCACAAAUAAGUAAUACACUGUUGAAGCAAUUUAGCUACAAUGAAAUUCAUAAUAGACGUGUUGCAUUGGGUAUAACAUGUGUUCAAUGUACACCAGUACAACUUGAAAUAUUAAGAAGAGCCGGUGCAAUGCCACCGUCAUCAAGACGUUGUGGUAUGAUUACACGAAGAGAAGCUGAAAGACUAUGUAAAAGUUUUUUGAGUGAUAAUGCACCACCUAGACUUCCUGAUGAUUUUGCAUUUACUGUACAUCACGAGUGUGCAUGGGGUUGUCGUGGUGCAUUUUUACCAUCACGUUAUAAUAGUUCACGAGCAAAAUGUAUAAAAUGUACAUACUGUGGUUUAUUUUUUUCACCAAAUAAAUUUAUAUUUCAUUCACAUCGAACUGGUCCCGGUGAUAAAUAUGUACAACCAGAUGCAGCAAAUUUUAAUUCAUGGAGACGUCAUAUGAAAUUAUCUGGUACACCACCAGAUGAUGUUGUACAUGCAUGGGAAGAUGUUAAAGCAAUGUUUAAUGGUGGUACACGUAAACGUUUAUUAUCAAGUCCUGGUACAAGUCGUCCAUCAAGUGCACCAAAACAACCAAGAUUAUCACCAACAACAUCAAUACCACCAGUUAUUAAUAAUACAAUACAACCAUCAUCAACAACACAUACAGUACAUCCAAGAGUACCACCAUUUCCUGAAUUACCAUUACCAAUAUCAAGAAGUCUUGUUAUGGAUUAUGUUUGGCAUCAACAUCAACAAGCAGCAGCUGCUGUUGCUGCUGCUAAAACACCAGGUUUUCCAUUCUCAUCAUAUGCAUUACCAUGGUUAACAAAAAGAAGUCCAGUAUUAUUUCCAGGACAUUUAUCAUCACAAAUUGGUGCAUCAGGUGGUAAUGAAGCUAUAUUACCACCAGUUGCAGCAUCACCAAUUCAUCAAUCAGCAUUUCGUCCAGUUAUACGUUCAUCAUCAUCAUCAAUUAUUGAACAAAUUAAUAAUGAUGAACAACCAGAAAUAACUGUUGAUAAUGAUGAAGAUACUGAUGAUGAAGUUGAUAUUGAAACAACUGAAGAUGAUGAAAUUAUAAAAAGCUCAACAAUUGUCAGCCAAAUAACAGUUAAUCAAUCAACUCAAAAUAAUCGUGAUUCACCAGAAUGUUGGAGUCCACCACGUGAAUCAGAAAGAGAAGCUGAAAAAAUUGCUGAAGAAUCAACAAAUCAUCGUGAUAUUAAACCAGAAAUUAAAUCAACUAAAUGUCCAUCAGAAACAUGGCAUGGAAAUGCAUUUUAUCGUCACUUAAAUAUUCUCAAAGAAGGUUUUGAUGGAUCCAAAAUAACGCUGCUCAGAGAUUGUAGUAUGCGCUAAUAUACAGGAAGAGAAACAUUUGAUUGAGCAACUUCAUCAGAUUACCCAGCAUGUAGACCGAGAGUUGUAUUUUAAAAUACC